UGAACUUUGAAGAUCAAACACACUACACUCUGCACCUUUCGAACUCCAAUGCACAACUCAUCACGAACUCUCACUCAAAAUGACACAAACACCCUCGUACACUGUUGAAAACCCUAGUUUCGAGCCUACAAAGGUUAAGAAUCAAUACAACAUAUACUAUUCGUUUCUCCCGAUCCUCUUAUCGAUCUUCACCUACAUUUUGAUCUUCUACGUCCUGGACGUAUCUCCUCUGUUGAUCUUCAACAACACAAAGAUCUUGUUCUUCAUCUCAAACACACUUGUCCUCUUCAUAGCGGCGGAUUACGGUGCAUUCGCUGAGAGAGAGAACCACGACCUCUACGGAGAAUACGCGGCCAGGACGAGAAGCGAUAGAUCGGAAAACUCGGACUAUGGGAUGGGUUUGGCGGAAGAAAUCAAGAAAUGUGAGAAACAAAAAGAAGCAGUUCUACCACGUUACUUGCUUCACAAGGAAGAUGAAGUUCCUGAGAAAACAUUACAAGUCGUAAGCGAGAAUACCCCGAGAAGCAAACUUAUCCAAAAACAAGAGCCAACGACUGAGAACAACAUCAGUAACGGAGAAACUUGCAACGCAAGGAAGAAGGUGAACCCUAAACCCUACGGGAGAAGCAAAUCCGAUAAAGCACGUUCAGAACGUCGUCAUCAAGAGAUCAAACCUAGACCUAAAAGUUACCGCCGAAGCAAAUCAGACGAUAGCUCGAAAUGGAUGGUUGUUCACAAGGAGAAGAAGAAGGCUCAUGAGGAGGCGGAGGAGAAGUGGGAGAAUGUAAGAGAAGAAUCUGAAGAAUUCGCGAAGAUGUCGAACGAGGAGGUGAACAGACGAGUCGAAGAUUUCAUCCAACGGUUCAACAGAGAUAUCAAACGACAAAGUUUAGUCUAAGUUCAGUUUCAUUUAAUUUGUCGUAAUACGGCAAAGUCUAGUCAACCUUUUUGUGUCAUUUUUUGUUUAUUAUUUUUACUUUGCUUUUA
Raphanus sativus (radish) is the source of this 987-nucleotide messenger RNA. RefSeq lists its product as uncharacterized. The record is from RefSeq and is a predicted model, not a curated record. The transcript has a single exon. The coding region runs from base 80 to 898 and encodes 272 amino acids. NCBI's taxonomy places the organism in Eukaryota, Viridiplantae, Streptophyta, Magnoliopsida, Brassicales, Brassicaceae.